AUACGAGAGUUAAUUCAAGCAGUAAGCGCCUACACAUCAUCCAAAGUUGAUAUCAUUGCAUACUCGAUGGGAUCACCGAUUACAAGAAAGCAGGAAACAGUUGCCCUAAGCAUAAUUUGUAAGGAUAGUCCUUUGCGGCAGCUAGCUGUUUGUCAGGCAAUUCCAGUUUUCCGGACGCACUACGAGGGGCGUCAUGUUUUUGCAAUCUAUUCACGAAAUGAUGAUAAAGUAGGAUAUUUUGUGUGCAACAAAGUGGGCAGUGCAAUUCGGGGUGCCGACGAUAGUUUUGAAGAAUCGGAUAUGGAUCACGGCGCCGUGAUAAUGAAAACUGUCAGAAAGCAGUUCAGUCUAGUCACCAAGCAUAAGGCUUCGUGA
This is a messenger RNA of Gongylonema pulchrum, 375 nucleotides long. The record is from the annotation of a GenBank genome assembly. NCBI's taxonomy places the organism in Eukaryota, Metazoa, Nematoda, Chromadorea, Rhabditida, Gongylonematidae.